Messenger RNA from Fusarium oxysporum Fo47, 465 nucleotides. RefSeq lists its product as uncharacterized. NCBI's taxonomy places the organism in Eukaryota, Fungi, Ascomycota, Sordariomycetes, Hypocreales, Nectriaceae. The coding region runs from base 1 to 465 and encodes 154 amino acids. The transcript has a single exon. The record is from RefSeq and is a predicted model, not a curated record.
AUGGUUCACACACGUUCCCAGAAGCGCAAGGCUGAGGACUCUGAGCCUCAAGACCAAGCUCCUGUCUCCACCGGCAACUCCUCAAAAGUUGCCUUCGUCAAGGCCUUCAAGGGCGGCAAACGCGCUAAGGUAGCCCGCGAUGAUGACGACCAACUCACCGUGUCAGCACCACCGGUCACAGUGCACCGCCACCACAACUUGAAAAAACUUAUUAUUCGCAACAAGACCUCAAGGAACCAAUCCAUGUACCCCAUGGUCAUUCCUGUAAUCUUUCGUGGUGUUCAGGCUGAAGAGCCUGAAGACAAGCCCAUCGAGUUCACUUUCCGGUGCGAACUUCGCCCAAAGUGUCCCGACACCAAGCAGAAUUAUCUGCCCACUCAACAGCCCGCCGCUGGUACAGUCCAGAAGAAGAGGAUAGCCCCAAAGCCGGUACAGUCAGAUAAGCAACCAGCUCGAAAAAAGUGA